Messenger RNA from Xyrauchen texanus (razorback sucker), 3662 nucleotides. RefSeq names its product decapping mRNA 1A (gene dcp1a). The record is from RefSeq and is a predicted model, not a curated record. The transcript is spliced from 10 exons. Gene Ontology annotation, biological process: deadenylation-independent decapping of nuclear-transcribed mRNA; positive regulation of catalytic activity; deadenylation-dependent decapping of nuclear-transcribed mRNA. Gene Ontology annotation, molecular function: enzyme activator activity; mRNA binding. Gene Ontology annotation, cellular component: P-body. Bases 7 to 1377 code for a protein of 456 amino acids. NCBI's taxonomy places the organism in Eukaryota, Metazoa, Chordata, Actinopteri, Cypriniformes, Catostomidae.
GCAGUGAUGGAGUGUGUAAAUAAAGCAGGUCAGCUCAUGAGUCUUGCGGCUCUACAGCACCAUGAUCCCUACAUAGUCAAACUACUGGACGUCACCGGACAGGUCGCUCUGUACACAUUCAAUUCUAAAGCAAACGAAUGGGAAAAGACUGAGAUUGAAGGCACAUUAUUUGUUUAUGCCAGGUCAGCAUCCCCUUAUCAUGGCUUCACCAUCAUGAACCGUUUGAGUACGGAAAACUUGGUGGAGCCGAUAAAUAAAGACUUGGAAUUCCAGCUUCAAGACCCCUUCCUGCUGUACCGGAAUGGCAAUUUGGGCAUCUACAGUAUCUGGUUUUAUGAUAAGGAAGACUGCCAGCGGAUAGCACAGCUCAUGCUACAGAUAGUAAAACAGGAGGCAUUGCGAGCACAGCAGGCCUCACCUGACAGAGGUUUGAGCAACAGCAGAACGAACGGUUGUGUUCACACCAGAUCCACAGAUAUCCUGGAGCUACUCUGCAAAGCUAAAGAGGAGUACCAACGGAGUCAUUUGAUUGAGAGAGAUGUUCAGAUGACAUCUGAAGCCUUGCAGACUCAGGAUAAGAGAGAAGACAUAACGGACCGUACCGCAAUGACAGCACCACAGGAGAAGUCAGGUCACUCAGUAGUGAAGCAGAUAACUGUGGAGGAGCUGUUCGGCAGCUCUUUACCCAAAGAAAUGCCCCCAUCAUCAAAUCUCACCCCAGCAGACAGCAUGCGUGGACUGACCUUUGCCCCUUCACCUCACUCUGUGGAACCUCUCUUGACCCCAUGCUUCUCUGCUGACCCGGGAAGCCCAGCACCAGUCUCUCUGAUCCAGGGCGUCGGCUCUAGACACCCACAGCACCCCAUCACCCCCAGAGCAGUAGAGGAGAAUGUGGGGGGGUCCAGUGGUUCACUUCCUCCUGCAUAUAUGACUCCACUCACAGAUGGGCUGCCCAAGUUCCUACCUAGCGCUUUAGUCACUCCACAGAGCUUCAGAGAGUCUGCCUGCAAAGUUUCAGCGUCCUUCACAGGAAAGAGCACAACAUCAGCACAGAGUAAAGAUGUAAAUGCUUUUACACAGCCUCAGGCUCUGGUCAAACCCAUUUCAGCAGGACCAGUUGUCCAGGGGGAGGAGUCUUCACUGCUACUGUCUCCCAGUGUUUUUCAGCAUUCUAUCACUAAGACAACAGAUGCACCCAAAAACCCCACCUCCCCUCCAUCACCCACCAGCACAGAUCUGCCAUCUGUACUGUACAGUCGAGCUCAGUUACAAGAUACACUCAUACAUCUCAUAAAGAAUGACACCAGUUUCCUCCGUUCAAUUCAUGAGGCUUAUGUACAAAGCCUCACUAAAGGCCUCAACAAUGUCAAGUUAUAGCCACACACCACUCGUCCCACCAAUCUGCUGGAGACUAUGUCUGCUACUGCGUCAACCUCUUAAGCUACAAUACUACUGGUUGGCUCUUAAUAAUGUGUUAAUGACGCCUCGUAUACUCUCAUGCCCUGAUGGCCCUUAUGAACAGUAGUUUCCCCAACCACACCUGAUUAUUGCACACAACUGGCUGUAAUAUUCCGUCCCACUGAGAUUUCCCACUUGAAACAUUAUGUAUUCUCAACACCGCCCAUCUCUUGAGCUCGUGCCAAUCUUUUGUUUGCCAGUCUUUUAAACAAUGUUGGACCCACUUCAUAAUAGGUGUCUUUAACUAUAGUUACACUAAAACAAAAAUUAAGCAUUUAAUACAACAUGGUCAUGAGAGUUUUGCAGAAGAACACAUAUAGACACAAUAAAUCCACUGUAUCAGAGGUUUUUAGUUUCUUAGUUGAGUACAUAGUAAGACACCUAAAAUAAAGUGGGAUCUUAAUUUGUAAUGCUUUCCGGAAUUCCCGCUUGGACUUGUGCAAUAUGAAGCAUUGCCUCUUUGGAGAAUUGUUGUUUUUGUUUAUGACUCUGCUUUAGACAUAUGGUAUGGUAAUGAACAAGAGAAAAUAAGUACGUUUAAUAAGCCCUGUGUUUUUGGUUUUGUGGUAUUGCAAUAGAGUUUACACGUCUCUACUGGUUCUCACAGACUUGUAAAUAACAUUGAUUUUUAGAUGUUGGAAAAAGAAUAUGAUGUGCAUUUCUUUUCUUACAAACAUGGUUGAUUAUUUUUGGCAUAAAAGACAAAUUAGUGAAAAAAUAAAUGAUAGCACGUUUAUUUUUAAAAGGUACAGUUUGUAAGCACAGGUGCACCAGUAACGGUCCAUUUAUCUAUUGCCUCUCUUUUAAUGGCAAACAAAUGAAAAUGUUUUUUUGAAAUGUGAAAUCAACAUUGAAUUUUGUGUUCCCUAAACUAGUGUGUUGUUGUAUUAGCUAGUUUAUGAAAUCAUCUGAAGACAGUAGCUGUCUGUUUAAAAAAUAAAAUAAACUGCCAAUUAUUUUUUUUAUUUAUUUUUUUUUUAUUUUUAUUUUUUUUACAAAAUAGUUUUUGCUUAUACGGUUUACAGGUUUAUCUGUAUUAUUAUUAUUAUUAUUAUUGGCCAGGCACCGAAGGUGCUUUAGCCCCUAUUGUAUCCUUUAGUAUUAUUAUUAUUGUUCCUCCCCAAUAGGGGUCUAUGGCAGCCCAUAGAACUGUACAUAGGAAAAUGAUUACAUUUGUCACACUGAUAGAGGUGGGCAUUAGUAGAACCCACACAAAAUGUGGUAUCUAUAUGACAAACUAUAGCACCACCACCAUGUCAAAAUGUACUUUUUGUGUGUAUCUUGUGAACCAUAUAUCUUAGAAACAAAAUUAUUUUCAUGUCUGAUUAUUCUCCUUCUGAUGAUUCAAAUGGACCCCUAACUCUACCCAUUACAGUGGCCGCCAUCUUAAAUUUUCAUUUGUAAUUUUUUCACUGUUUCUUGAUUUGCCCAAACAAUGGCUCAAAAUAAUCUCCAGACCGAGCCGCACAGAUUGAGUAAUACAGAAUUUUGAUUUUCGCGUUUGUUGAAAAGUUAUGCAAACACAUAAUUAACGAGGUGGGCAUGAAAUGGGAUGUGAGGCUACAUCUCCGCAAGACUGUUUCCUAUCGAAACAAAACUUUUUGUGCUUCAUCAGGACAAUGAUCUGAGGAUGCAUGCAAAGUUUGGAGACAGGGCCACCUAUGGGUCACCUAUGUUAUUUUUGCCCAUUUUUAACAGCAUGUCCAAAAAUCAUGAGGUUUGUGUGUAUGGAUUUGAUACAGUUUUUACUCAUAUCAGCCAUAUUUUCCCUGCAACAUUGAGAUUUAUUUAAAAAAAUUAUAUAUUUAAGGACAACAUCCUGUCCUGAUGAUACUUGGCAAUUUGGACAGUGCCACCUAUAGUUCUAAAGAUAACCUACACUUGUGUGCUGACUAACCUCAGGAAGUCUGUUUGCCACUCAAUGGGGAGCUCAGUGUGUUAAAAGUUCAAAAGGUCCAGCGAUCAAAUUCCUAGCUCUGCAAGUCAUGCUGUGUAAAGUUCUGUUGUUUUGGUGAUUAUUUUGUGUUAUGGUUGCUGAACUUGAUCUCUGUUGAAAAGUUACAUGAAUACAAAGUUGAUCAUGGUGACUUGUGUCUAACUAUGAUUUAUUUUCUGUGUAUGUUCCUAUUCUCUGAGACUGUUCAUCUUGUGGCAGUUUAGUGCAGUUGAUAGCACACUGGCCUGUGGGAAGGAAAAGUGUUGGU